Molecule: messenger RNA, 1444 nt
Organism: Eupeodes corollae
Lineage: Eukaryota; Metazoa; Arthropoda; Insecta; Diptera; Syrphidae
Exons: 6
Coding region: 345-1301 (318 amino acids)
Biological process (GO): S-methylmethionine cycle
Molecular function (GO): S-adenosylmethionine-homocysteine S-methyltransferase activity
Source: RefSeq, a predicted model, not a curated record
UAUCUUUAUUAUUCGAGUCUCGACACGGAACCUCCUCCAUUUAUAGUCUUCAACCCUCUCCCUUGCAACUUCCCCAAAUCGGCUCUAUAUAUCCAAAAAGCUUUUCGAUUAGGUGACACUUGGUCUGCUGCUUUCAUUUAGUUGUCAAGAAUUGUUUUGAUUGUCGCGGUGUCCGAAUUAUUUUCUUCUUUCCAUUGCAGUGUUCUCGGUUAAUUUUUGUUUUCUUCUGUUUCUUGCUCCUCGCCGCAUAAACAUAUACCUUACAAUAGAAACAAUAUUCCUAUUUUCUGACUUCUGGCUACUCCUACUGGUCAUUUCCUAAAUUUUAUUUUCGGAAUUUUAAUAUGAACCACAAAGGUAUCCUUGUUAAAUGUGGAGGAUUUUCAACUCAACUAUCGAAGCACGUAAACGAAACCAUCGAUGGUGACCCCCUAUGGAGUGCACGCUACGAUGUCACUCAUCCUGAUGCAGUUAUUCGAACCCACUUGGAUUUUCUUGAAAAUGGCGCUGAUAUUAUCCUGUCAAAUACUUAUCAAGCUAGUGUGGAGGGAUUCAUGAAGCAUUUAAAUUUAACUCGAGAUGAAAGUAUUGAAGUGAUGAAAAGUAGUGUGAGACUAGCUAAAAGGGCCAAGGAGAUUUAUUUGAAGACAAAUUCUUCAACAUCUACUGAAAGUGGACUUCCCCUGGUCAUGGCAUCUAUUGGACCUUAUGGUGCACAUUUAUGUGAUAAAUCUGAAUACAGAGGGAGCUACGCAGAAAGUGUUACACCGGAUGUAAUGCGUGAUUGGCAUAGAGUUCGAAUCGAAGCUUGUUUAAGUGAAGGUGUUGAUGGUCUAGCAAUUGAAACGAUUCCAUGUCAAAAAGAAGCUGAGACAGUUGUUGAUCUUUUGUGCGAAGAAUUUCCAAGUACAAAAUUCUGGGUUUCAUUUCAGUGUAAAGACAACCAACAUCUUGCACAUGGUCAAAAGUUCAAGGAUGCAUAUUUGUCCAUACAAAAAAGACUUGAAGAUAAAUCAGCAAUUACAAACUGUAUGGCUAUUGGAGUUAAUUGUGUUGAUCCCAAGAUUGUAGCAUCACUAUUUCGUUCGGUUCAGGGAAACAACAUUCCAUUCAUUGUCUAUAGCAAUCGUGGUGAAGAAUUCGAUGAACAAAACGGCUGGACAGGUGCUGAAAAAUGUGUUCCUUUAGCAACAUUCGUCCCGGAAUGGUCUCAAUUGGGAGCGAAAAUCAUUGGAGGAUGCUGCCGGGUUUAUCCAAGCGAUAUUUUAAGUAUAAGAAAGUCUAUCGAUGAUAGGUCUUAACCGAUUACACCUUUAAAGAUAUAUAAUUUAAUUGUAUUAUGUAUUGUUAUGUACAUUUGUUUCCUAUGAAUUGUAUGGGUAUUUUAUUUAUCAAAUGUUUUAUUUUUUAUUACAAAUAAUAAAAUAAUAAUUGUUUUCUCGCA